Messenger RNA from Entrophospora sp. SA101, 783 nucleotides. The record is from the annotation of a GenBank genome assembly. NCBI's taxonomy places the organism in Eukaryota, Fungi, Glomeromycota, Glomeromycetes, Entrophosporales, Entrophosporaceae.
AUGACCUCUACAUUUUCUGUUGUUAUGCAUAACACCACAAAAGUUCUUCAAACCGCAACAGAAAAUUCUCACAAUAGAUUGGUAAGAGAUCAAAGAGAAUUUAGGGAAAAUGAUACCACAUUAGCUAAUGCAAAACAAUUAGAAAAGGCAGUAAAUGCAUAUUCAAAUGCACUUCAAAUCAACCCAUUUUUUGUAAGAGCCAAGUAUAAUUUGGCAGUUACACUUGUUGAUUUGGGUGAAUUCAAAGAAGCUGCUCAGAAUUUGUUGCAGGCACUUUCGUUACAGACUGGAAAUGACAAUUCAUUAAUGGUUUCAAAAGAGUUGGAGGAAAGUCAUGGUGUAUUAGGUGGUGAGAUGAGUUCAAAUAUUUGGAAUACACUCAGGAUGUGUCUUGGAUUCUUAAAUCGACCUGAUUUAUUUCAAAAAUGGAAUGCUAAAGAUUUGAAUGGGCUUAGACAGGUAAAUGCAUAUUCAAAUGCACUUCAAAUCAACCCAUUUUUUGUAAGAGCCAAGUAUAAUUUGGCAGUUACACUUGUUGAUUUGGGUGAAUUCAAAGAAGCUGCUCAGAAUUUGUUGCAGGCACUUUCGUUACAGACUGGAAAUGACAAUUCAUUAAUGGUUUCAAAAGAGUUGGAGGAAAGUCAUGGUGUAUUAGGUGGUGAGAUGAGUUCAAAUAUUUGGAAUACACUCAGGAUGUGUCUUGGAUUCUUAAAUCGACCUGAUUUAUUUCAAAAAUGGAAUGCUAAAGAUUUGAAUGGGCUUAGACAGGGUCUUGGAUUUUAA